AUGGGGCAAAAGAGGGGAUAUUCGGAGAUUGGGUCUCCCGAGCCUCGUAACCGUCCAUCAUUCAAUGGUACAAAGAAGCACAAGUCGAGCAAGUCAAAGCAUCGACCGAACGAGGGAACUUCAACGUGGGCCAAGAAGCGAACGCGUACUAUCGAACGACUCCUGAACCGAAACCAAGAACUUCCCGCCAACGUACGCAAUGAUCUCGAGCGAGAGCUGGGCGCUCUCAAGGCAACAGUCUCAGACAAGAGCUUCCAGAAGCUACGAAGUGCUAUGAUAUCGAAAUAUCACAUGGUUCGGUUCUUUGAACGAAAGAAGGCAUCGCGGUUAGCAAAACAGCUGCGCAAAAAGAUUGAAGAGACCGAAUCUACAGAAACGGACGAGAUCGAGGCAUUGGAGCGUGACUUGCAUGUUGCCGAAGUAGACGAGGCGUACACACAACACUUUCCCCAUGCUGAACCCUACAUCAGCUUGUACACCAAUGCCAAGCCAGAGAAGGAAGACGACGACAAAGACGACGACAAGCUUGACUACACACCGCUCAAGCAUAGGGGCCUACUGCAUACAGAGCGACCGCCAAUAUGGUCGGAUAUCGAACAGGCGAUGAAGGGCGGCCCCCACGCGUUGCGUAAUUUAAGAGAGAGACGGCCAACUGAGCUUACAGAAGAAGCACAGUCAGAGCGCCGCCAGAAAAAGCCCAAGGCAACGACUCCAGACGGGGCUCUCAAGACGCAGCCGAAACCACAGGCCACGAAGGAAAAGCCUGCACCUUUCACCAAGGUCAAGGGGAAAGCUGCUGUUGCUCCAAAGAACCGCAGAGAACGAAGAUUACAGGAGCGUCAGGCUGCGCAGCCAGUCGUCAAGAGUGACGACGAUGAUAGCGACGAGGGUGGUUUCUUUGAAGAGGAUUAA
Molecule: messenger RNA, 912 nt
Organism: Fusarium tjaetaba
Lineage: Eukaryota; Fungi; Ascomycota; Sordariomycetes; Hypocreales; Nectriaceae
Product: rRNA-processing efg-1
Exons: 2
Coding region: 1-912 (303 amino acids)
Biological process (GO): maturation of SSU-rRNA from tricistronic rRNA transcript (SSU-rRNA, 5.8S rRNA, LSU-rRNA)
Cellular component (GO): preribosome, small subunit precursor; nucleolus
Source: RefSeq, a predicted model, not a curated record